Molecule: messenger RNA, 984 nt
Organism: Plasmodium knowlesi strain H
Lineage: Eukaryota; Apicomplexa; Aconoidasida; Haemosporida; Plasmodiidae
Product: SICAvar, type I (fragment)
Exons: 2
Source: RefSeq, a predicted model, not a curated record
CAUCUUUAUUUCAUUCACUUCUUAGGUUCAACUUCGAGUUCAAGUUCAAGUUCCGCUUCUUCAGCUUCAGGUAGUAGUAGUAGUGGUUGGUGGUUGGGAGGUGCCGGUGUUCAAGGACCAGGUCAAGGUCCUGGUCCAGGACAACAACCACCCCCACCUCCGCAACCACAACCACAACCAUCAUCAACACAGUCCACAGCAGAAUCUUCGGGUUGGGGUAUAUGGUCGCGAAUUUUUGGGAAGUUGCAAAGAAAAAUUUUGUCUGCCGUGUCUCCAGCUUCGUGGGUCGCAUCAGCUCCAUCCGCCAUUAGUACUGUUUCUCAUGCAGCUACCCCCGUAAUACAGGCUGUUCAGGGAGUUGUAGGAGGUGAAGUACAAAUUGUUCCUUUAGCACGUCCUGCUCCACCAGUCGAACCGGAUGAACCGGUCGAACCAGUUACUCCUACCCCCACCGCGAAGCCUACAAAACCUUGGGAUCGGCUUAUCCCUUUUGUUGCGUUGGCUCCUGCUACAGUUGCUAUUUCUAUUUUUUCCUACUUAAUCUGGAAGUAUUUUGCCCAACUGCGUAAGAUAAGACUCUACAGAAGAGCUCCUUUAAGAAUUCCCGGUCCAUCAGUACAGGAACAGCUCCUUGAUCAUGUGGAAGAAGCUGGUCCACAUGAAUAUCGAUUGGUUAAGGAACGAAAACCUCCAUCUGUUCCAGCGAGAACAAAACGUUCUGGUCGCGAUCCUGCUGGUGAUGGUCGCGUGAAUCGCCGCACCAUUAUUAAAAUUCAUUUUGAACUGGUGGAUGAAUGUCAAAAAGGGGACACACAAUUGAACCAGAAGGAUUUUCUGGAACUUUUAGUUCGAGAGUUUAUGGGAAGCGAAUUUAUGGAAGAAGAAGAACAAGUUCCUAAGGAAGAAGUUCUUAUGGAAAGUGUUCCAAGGGAACUUGUUCCUAUUGAGGAGGUUCCAAGCUUAAGUUCCGGGUUUAUGGUUUAA